AUUAAUCCAGCUCCGACUACUCAAACCAAGGUUAGUGUAACAGAGGUGGAAAAACAAGGAAGUACCGAGAGAGUUGCGGGACUACAACUAGGAUGGCGUUUCUAGCCGCUGGGCGCCGUUUGUCGCAUAUUCCGAGGAGCUUUCUCCAGAAUGUCUCCGUCAAAACACUGGGAGUUGUCAGAUUCAAAAGAACCUGUCCCAUUGAAGUGAGCCAUCUUGAUCACUUGGUGCUAACAGUGAAAAGUGUACCAGACACUGUCAACUUUUAUACUUCCGUCCUUGGCAUGGAGGUGGUCACUUUCAAGGGCAACCGUAAGGCUCUGAGUUUUGGGCAGCAGAAGUUUAACCUUCACCAGCUGGGCCAGGAGUUUGAACCUAAAGCCAAGCGUCCAACCUCAGGCUCUGCAGACCUGUGCCUCAUCACCAAAACCCCUCUGGCUACCGUGGCUCAACAUCUGAAGGUUUGUGGAGUUGAGAUCGAGGAGGGCCCAGUGGAUAGAACUGGAGCUGUGGGGACCAUCACUUCACUUUACUUUAGAGAUCCCGACCACAACCUCAUUGAAGUGUCAAACUACACCGAGUCAACAGCAAAGGGCUCUUCCUGAGCCUUUCCUUGGCCUUGUUUGUGAGCAUCUAGAAAUACAUCCAAACAGCUCACAAAGCCCAACAACCUCUGUGACCAUUUGGUCUAAAUUACACAGUUACUGUUUUUACAGUGAAGUAUUUAGAUCAAAAUUGCUGUUAAUGGAACAACCCUGAGCCGCUUGAUUUAGACAGGGCAGAUAACAUCAGCUAGUUGUGGAGUUCUGCUUAGGUUUUCACUUCAGCAAUGGUCCAAUGGUCUUUUGGUUGUAAUAUAAGAUGAAAAAGCUACAUGAUCAAACUUUUGAGAUUUUAUUUUAAUAAAAGAAUUUCUGAUUUCA
This is a messenger RNA of Mugil cephalus (flathead mullet), 923 nucleotides long. RefSeq names its product glyoxalase domain containing 5 (gene glod5). Lineage: Eukaryota; Metazoa; Chordata; Actinopteri; Mugiliformes; Mugilidae. The record is from RefSeq and is a predicted model, not a curated record. The coding region runs from base 93 to 605 and encodes 170 amino acids. The transcript is spliced from 4 exons.